GAAGUAUCGCAAACAGCAACACCAAAACAUCUCUGGAAACUUUUUGGAGCAUAAACAAGAUUAGAAACGAUCCUUUGCAGUCAGACCUUUUAGUACCGAUUUCCGUUUUAUAAGCAGAUACGUAAAUAGUGCCGCGAUUGUCGUUUAAAAUGCGCGGAGACUAAAGCGUGGGUCAUGUGCUUUGUUUGUUUACACGAUGAAACAGCUGAUAAGCUAAUGUUAGCCACCUGACCCGAUCGGUGAAAAACCUGUGACAAGACCGUAAAAUGACCACGUAAUUGCAUCGACUUGACUGAAAUACUAUGUAAACCGAAAAGCCGGCUCAUUGUUUCAUAGUUUGGCUCUUGCUGUAGGUGAAAAGGCGAAAGAAUGGCGAGCUAAAUGUCCCGAGCUUCAGCCUUAGAUCUUGUGAGACGAGUUAAAUCAUUUAGUGACUCGGCCCUUCGUGUCUGUGAAAGGCCUUCAGUGUGUACAUGACAAAAUGCCGUGCUCCUGCGGGAACUGGAGGAGAUGGAUCCGUCCGCUGGUGGUCUUCUUGUACAUUUUACUCUUACUGGUGGUCCUGCCCCUGUGCAUCUGGGAGCUGCAGAAAUCAGAGGUUGGGACUCACAAUAAAGCCUGGUUCAUCGCUGGGAUCUUUGUCUUCAUGACCAUACCUAUAUCACUAUGGGGCAUUCUGCAGCAUUUAGUGCACUACACCCAGCCUGAACUUCAGAAACCCAUCAUCAGAAUAUUAUGGAUGGUCCCAAUCUAUAGCCUGGACAGCUGGAUUGCGUUGAAGUAUCCGAGUAUAGCCAUUUACGUGGACACCUGCCGGGAGUGCUACGAGGCCUAUGUCAUCUAUAACUUCAUGACGUUCCUGCUGAACUACCUGGAGAACCAGUACCCGAGCCUGGUGAUGAUGCUGGAGGUCCAGGAACAGCAGAAGCACCUGCCCCCCCUCUGCUGCUGUCCGCCCUGGCCCAUGGGAGAGGUCCUGCUGUUGCGGUGUAAGCUGGGAGUGCUGCAGUACACGGUUGUCAGACCAGUCACCACUGUCAUUGCGCUGAUCUGUCAACUCUGCGGCGUGUACGACGAAGGCAACUUCAGCUCCAAAAACGCCUGGACGUACCUCGUGAUCUUCAACAACAUGUCACAACUGUUUGCCAUGUACUGCCUGGUGCUGUUCUACAGAGCGCUGAGAGACGAGCUGAGUCCGAUCAGACCGGUCGGAAAGUUCCUCUGUGUCAAGAUGGUCGUUUUUGUCUCUUUCUGGCAGGCUGUGUUCAUUGCGUUACUGGUUAAAGUGGGAGUCAUCUCAGAAAAAGACACCUGGGACUGGAAGAGCGUGGAAGAUGUGGCCACUGGUUUACAGGACUUUGUGAUCUGUGUGGAGAUGUUCCUGGCGGCCAUCGCUCAUCACUUCAGCUUCACGUAUAAACCGUACAUCCAGGAGGCGGAGGAGGGCUCCUGCUUCGACUCGUUCAUGGCCAUGUGGGACAUCUCUGACGUCAGGGCUGAUAUUUCUGAACAGGUUCGCAAUGUUGGGAGAACCGUGAUGGGGCGCCCGAGGAAAUCCUACUUCGACGAGGACGGGAACGACGGCGAGCGCUCGGGCCUCCUCUCCUCCGCCUCUCAGGACGCCAUCACGGAUCAGCUCUCGCACUCCGGCGCCUCCAGGGGCCAGUACGAGGGCCUGGGCCGAACUCACACCCCCCACUCCGUCUCCGCCCCCGCCGGCCUCAACUCCGCCCAGUGGGACGAGGGCUACGAGGCCACGGCCGAAGACUCCGAGGAACAAGACCAAAGGACGGGCCCCACGCAGCCAGCAGAGGGCGAUCUCAUAGUGAUUAAUUCAUAGAAGAAAAAAAAAAUCAGACUUUUAUUUUGAAACUGACGAUGUUGACUUGAAUAAAUGCAACGCCACGUGGACCUAUCAACAAGAGACAGCUCAAGAAUGUUACGCCAGGAAAUGGUAAGGAGGUAACAAUAUUCAAAUCAGCUGCGCGCAAUUUUAUUUUUAUUUUACCGCGAUAUUUUUGAGAGGCUAAAAAAAUGUCAAUAUGUCCGUUUUUCCUUUUAAAAUAUUCGACAAGAUUUAAAGAAUUUGACAAGAAUUAAGAUUUAAAGGGUCCAUAUUACGCUGUUUUCUGAUCUAUGUUUUAAUGUUGAAAUGAAGAUGUAGUUUUCAGUUUAUCCAAAUGAUUCUCGUGAAGGUGUAUGGAGUUUAAAAACACAAUGGAGCGCUUCACACGACAUCACAAGGUGGACCAGAGUGUUUUCUGUUUGCGAGAAGAAGCCCUGAAGCCAAAAUAUGUAGAAUUUAUGAGUUAAACAUGUGUGAAUGAAACAAAAACACAAAUCCAGGUCUGUUUUUGAUGAGGAAAAAAUAUUAUAAAAAUAAAAUAGAGCAGAAAAUAGCGUAAUAUGGGCCCAAAAAAGUCCAAAAAAGACAUUUAAAACACAAGAUUCUGCAAAAUAUCGUAAGAACUUAAUACAAAAUACAAUUAUAGGUCUUGUGGUCAUUAGUUACCACGUUACUGAUUAACCCUGAGCUUUCAAACUUUUAUUUUAUUACAUUUUUUUCCGGAAAGUCAAUGGGAAAAAAUGAAGAAAGUCAAUGGGAAAAAUGAAGAAAUUUACUUUUAGAACCAGAGGAUAAUCAUUUACUGAGCAAAGGAUCAUGGUCAAUGUAGUUCCCUCCGUUUAUUUAGCUGCUGCUGCAACAAAACGAUUCUUUAAAGCAAAAGAAACAUGUAAUUUGAGAGACUUUUGACAAUUAUUAUGAUAUUUUGAGUAUUGUUACAGCCCUACUAAACGGUAGUCUAAUUUAUGUAGUAUGGUAGGAUAGAGCACAGUUACUCGUGUAAACUAAAUCGUAAUAAUAAUAACUCACCUGCUUGACUUUAUUUAGAAAUGCCUCAGAUUUAAAUCAUUUUUUACACACAUAAUAACAUAAAAAACAUUCAUUUGUAUUGUCUGAUGAAUUUUACCCAUUAAUUUUGCCAUAAAAAAGCAAGAACCAAGACUUAAAGCUGCAUUCUGUCACUUUUCUGGUGGAAUAUCCGUCAAAUACUUUUCUCUGUGGAUGCGUUAUUGUUUUGUCUGGAAUGUUUCACAGUUUUAUUAUGAUAUUAAACCUUUCUAUCUUCAUGGAAACCAAACUAAACCAAGUUACAGGUCAGAUCUGUGGAGAUGCGACCUCGCUCAGUGUCAGAAUCUGGUGUUUUUUUGGUAUUUUUGAGCUAUAAAACCACCUGUAAUUGAAUAAACGUAAGUCAGAGCUGUUUAAUGUCACACUGUGGAACAUUCCAGGCAGAGCAAUAGCACAGAAACAAGACGGUGACGGACCCCGAACCGAAAAGUUACACAAUGCAGCUUUUAAUUAAUAAUGUGACAACUACUGCUUAUACCAUGGUUACUAAUGAGAGUUCUAAUGCUAACUGUCGCACAUUAUAUUUUUAAAUAAGUGCGCAGGUAGUUCUGGCAAGUUCUGUGUCACUGCUAGGGCUGGGUAUCAUUCAGAAGCUGCCGAUACGAUACAUAUCUCGAUACAGUGAGCUUACAAGUCUAUAUGAUUCAAUACGAUAUGUUUCAAUUCGAUUCAAGGCAGUUCAAUAAAAAAUAAAGGCUAAAUCCAUCCAUCCAUUUUCUUCCGCUUAUACGGGGCCGGGUCAUGGGGGCAGCAGUCUAAGCAGGGACUCCCAGACUUCCUUCACCCCAGACACAUCCUCCAACUACUCUGGGGGAGACCGUGAGGCGUUCCCAGACCAGCCCAGAGACAUAGUCCCUUCAGCGUGUCCUGGGUCUUCCCUGGGGUCUCCUCCCGGUGGGACACACCCGGAACACCUCCUGAGGGAGAAGCUCAGGAGGCAUCCGGAACAGAUGCCCGAGCCACCUCAGCUGCUCCUCUCGACGUGAAGGAGCAGCGGCUCUACUCCGAGCUCCUCCCGUGCGACUGAGCUCCUCACCCUGUCUCUAAGGGAGCGAGUUCCCAGCCACCCUCCAGAGAAAUCAUGGCUGUGAUACUAAAAGUCUUUGUUAAACCAGAAAGAACAAAAAUGUGUCUGUUUGCUGCAGGUGUUCCAAUCAGUAGGAGCAAAUAGAGGGUGCUCUUGGAAAAAAGGAUCAAAACUCUAACACAACGGACUCGCAAGCACUCCAAAACAAUAGAAAAAGUUAACACAUCGCACGAGGAAAAAUAUAGUUAAAAGGCCUUUAUUUGAAUGGCCAAAGCCAACAUGUUUCGACCUUAACUGGUCUUCAUCAGGGCUUAAUUCUUUGUUAAACCACUUCUUGUGCAAAAGUGAAUAUGAAACAUUUUACUCGGAAAAAAUCUGUGAAAAUGUCAAAUGCGUUGCAACAAAACUGUAGCUCUGUAGUAAAAUAAUUUAGUAAAAUAUACCUAAAAAUACUCUUGGUGAUAUAUCGAUACAGCAGCCCAUGAUAUCGAUACUAGAUAUUAAUAUUAAGAUGGAACUGUUGGAAUGUUGGAAAUAGGGCUGGGCAUCAUUCAGAAGUUGCCGAUACCUCGAUAUAUAGCCCACGAUUCGAUACAUAUCUCAGUACAGGGCACUUUCCACUCAAUACAAAAUACAAAAUAAUUUAUUAAAAUCAAACUAAAAACUAAAAAUACUGUAGGUGAUAUAUCGAUACAGCAGCCCACGAUAUCGAUACUGUAUCAUCACGUUAAACGAUACAACUCAUCGAUAUUUCAGUAUUUCUGCGCACCCCUAGUUCUUUAAAGUGACAGAACCUUUUAAUAUGAAGCAAACAUUACACAGUGGACGGUAAAAAAGUUGUUAGAUUUAAAAGUGAAUCACUUUCAGUCGGUGGGAACCAUGGUAUAAGCAGAUUACUUUCUACUACUACAGUUACUUUUCUUUUUGAAUCGUUUACUGUUUGUUGUUUUCUUUUAUGUAGUUCUAUGUUUUUGCAUGAGGUUCUACAACUAUAAAAUGUUUUCUCUCGUCUAAACAUGCCAUGAAAAUGUUCUGGUUUUGAUUUUAAUGUCAGUGUUUACAAAGUACAGAUUGUCAGCAUGAUUCUGUCCAUUUCUCUACAUACUCUCUGUACAUAAUUGGCUUUAUUCAUAUUAACAAAACUAAGAUGAGGUAAUAAAGUCGUAAUAAACUGGUAAGUGAAUGUGCAAAGGACCAAGUGUGAAAAUAGGCCUGUCACGAUUAUUAAUUUACCGAUUUAUAACUUCUAAAAAUUAUAGCUGGAGCACAAUUUUGGGGCACAAUUCUGGGAAAUUUUUUGUUAAUAUUUUUCUAAAACACUAUACACCGUAGAGGGUUGAAUAAGUAGCUUCUAUGGCUAAUUAUUGGUUCAUUGUUUUGUUUUAUUUGUUGUAGUUUAUGCAUUUAAUCGUACUGAUAAUGUGAAUUUGUAAAAAAACUAUAAAGCAGAGUAGAGGCAGGAUUGAAAGUAUCGACAAACCACAUGGAAAUAUAAAAGAAAUUACUAAUAUUUAACAGAGGUGGGGACUUGAGAGUCGUGUCAGACUUGAGUCACUAUUUUUAGGACUUGAGAUUGACUUGAUAAAAUGGACUAAGACUUGGGACCCAACCUGGACUUGAAGGUCAGUGACUUGGGACUUGACUCGGACUUGAGGCCUGUGACUUGAGAAGACUUGAUGCUUCUCCUAAAAAAAUAUAUGUUUUUAGCAAAUGCUUUUCUCUUUUCAGUUGAUAAAUGCGACGCUUAAUUUUACAGGAACAAACUGGAACAUGUCCCUUAAACUUCUUUGUUUGUUACUUUAGAUGUAACUGAAGUACUUUGGUGUGGUAUCCUCAAAUAUACUACAGUAAUGUACAGUACAAUACAAUAAUGUACAAUACAAUACAGUAAAAUAGAACAAGUUCCUUCAUAACAAAAUAACUGUUAUUUACUUCUUUUAAAUCUGAAUUCUUUCUGUUCUGACUGUGAUGAUUCACACUAAAACCUUGUCAAGGAAAAAUGUGCAUUUCUUACACUCUUGUAUAAAUACUCAUAUAUAAAAAUACCAUGACUUUUAAAGUACAAUUUAGUUUAAAAGUCACAUAAACUGCAAAAAUGUAAGAUAAAUUUGGUACUUUGGUUUAAAGCGGGCAUGUCCAAACUAUGGCCUGUGGUCCAAAUCCGGCCCUCAGACAAAUUUUUCUUGGCCCUCAAGGUUUCAAAUGAAUCACCCAAAUUACCUUGCAUCAAUUAAAAAUUAACUUUGUACUGCAUUUUUUUUUAAAUCUACCUUGAUAAAUCUAAUAUUUAAUAUUUAGUGUGUGGUUUUCAUGGUCUUAGCGUGAAUAAAGACAUUUUUUAACAUGUUAAACAUGCAAAUAUUUAAAUUAUUCACUGUACUGAGCAUCAGUCUACAGCCCUCGAUCAGUCCUCUGCUUCAUCUGUAUUUACAUAUGUGGCCCUUGAUGAAAAAAGUUUGGACACCCCUUUAAAGAUUUGAAAUGACUUGAAGUUCAAAAGGACGACUUGAACUUGACUUGGACUUAUGGACCAGUGACUUGAGACUUGACUUGGACUUGCCUGUCUUUGACUUGGGUCUUAACUCAGACUUGAGAUCAAAGACUUGAGACCUACUUGAGACUUGCAAAACAACGACUUGGUCCCACCUCUGAUAUUUAAUGUUAAACAUCAGAGUGUUUUUUUUAUUAUAAUUGUAUCAUCCAAAUCAGUUUUGAGUAUCGAGUCUAUUCCUUAAUAUCAAAAUAGAGACAUUUUAGUAUCGUGACAACACCAGUCAGAGGCAUUAAGUAGUUUUAAUAUUCUUGUUUAUUUAAAUAUUUUUCUGUAGCUUAAAAAAUUCUCGUGACAGGCCUAUGAACACUACUAAAGAACUGCACACCACUGCAUUUUAGUAAACUACCUGUAAGCAGCUGUUAGAAAUGCCUUGUUCACUGUACUAUUCAACUUUCUACUGUAUAUUUUGUUUAAUUUUUCUCAGUUUUACAUGUUAUUUUAGCGUUUAGACUUCAUUCAUUCACUUUUGCAGCUUCAGCUUCCAGGUUCAUCGAUGCUUUGUUGUCCCAGAGAUCUAAACAGAUUCACGCAGGGGUGUGUCUAUGAGGUAGAGUUAAACAGCAGACUCAUAUAGUGCACAAGCAGCUCGCAUGUUGCAUUGCCUUAUUUUAUUUUUGUAAAGAAAACUCACACCAGAGCAGAUCUUACUGUUUAUUCAUCUGUAAAUCUUGAAUAAAUCUUUCAGAUAAAA
This is a messenger RNA of Boleophthalmus pectinirostris (great blue-spotted mudskipper), 7186 nucleotides long. It is a transcript of the gene tmem184c, whose product is annotated as transmembrane protein 184C. Gene Ontology annotation, biological process: transport. Lineage: Eukaryota; Metazoa; Chordata; Actinopteri; Gobiiformes; Gobiidae. Bases 482 to 1840 code for a protein of 452 amino acids. The transcript has 10 exons. The record is from RefSeq and is a predicted model, not a curated record. Gene Ontology annotation, molecular function: transporter activity.